AUGUGCACACCUUACAGGGUAAGGGAGAAAGAUCUCGACGAGGUCCUGCAGACACACACGGUGUUUGUCAACGUCUCCAAAGGUCAGGUGGCAAAGAAGGAAGAUCUUGUUCAAGCCUUUGGGACAGAUGACCAAACAGAAAUCUGUAAGAUGAUUCUAGCAAAAGGGGAGCUGCAGGUGUCGGACAAGGAGCGCCACACGCAGCUGGAGCAGAUGUUCAGAGACAUUGCGACCAUCGUGGCUGACAAGUGUGUGAAUCCUGACACCAAGCGGCCCUACACCGUCAUCCUGAUAGAAAGAGCCAUGAAGGACAUUCACUACUCUGUCAAACCACACAAGAGCACGAAGCAGCAGGCACUGGAAGUGAUCAGACAGUUAAAGGAGACCAUGCAAAUUGAACGGGCUCACAUGAGGCUGCGAUUUAUUCUCCCAGCAAAGGAGGGGAAGAAACUGAAAGAGAAGCUUAAGCCACUGGUUAAAGUUAUUGAGAAUGAAGACUUCCAUGAACAUCUGGAAAUUGUGUGCCUUAUUGACCCCGGCUGCUUCAGAGAGAUUGAUGAGCUGAUCCGGAGUGAGACAAAAGGGAAGGGAACACUGGAAGUGCUCAGUCUGAAGGACGUGGAGGAAGGAGAUGAAAAGCUGGAAUAACAGAACCCAUCCU
Chaetura pelagica (chimney swift) is the source of this 661-nucleotide messenger RNA. It is a transcript of the gene SBDS, whose product is annotated as Shwachman-Bodian-Diamond syndrome. Gene Ontology annotation, biological process: cytosolic ribosome assembly; ribosome biogenesis. The coding region runs from base 1 to 648 and encodes 215 amino acids. The record is from RefSeq and is a predicted model, not a curated record. The transcript is spliced from 5 exons. Lineage: Eukaryota; Metazoa; Chordata; Aves; Apodiformes; Apodidae.